This is a messenger RNA of Bubalus bubalis (water buffalo), 6318 nucleotides long. Its product is annotated as interleukin-32. Gene Ontology annotation, biological process: immune response. The transcript has 5 exons. Lineage: Eukaryota; Metazoa; Chordata; Mammalia; Artiodactyla; Bovidae. The record is from RefSeq and is a predicted model, not a curated record. The coding region runs from base 4685 to 5149 and encodes 154 amino acids.
GAGAAGCGGUGCGGAGAGAGGGGUUUGGAGGGUGGGCAGGCGUGGACCAGACCCUCAAACCUCUCCCUCCCCGCAGGGGACACCUACUUCUUCAAGGGCGUCCACUACUGGCGCUUCCCCAAGGGCAGCAUCAAAGCCGAGCCAGACUCCCCCCAACCCAUGGGUCCCAAGUUCCUGGACUGCCCCACCCCCAGUGUGGGCCCUCGGGCCCCCAGACCCCCCAGAGCGCCCCUUAAGCCCGGAGACUGCGACUGUCACUGCGGGAUCAGUAGGGCUGCAGGGCGGCCUUCGGUGCCCCUCCUGCGUCUUCUGUCCCUGCUGGUGGGGGGCCUGGCCUCCCCCUGAAGGAAACCUGCGGCUGCAUGGAAGGGAGCAGAUCGCCCACGGGACCUCCUUGCGUUGUGGCUGUGGGAAGUCUGUCCCAGGGGCGGGGCUCAGCCAGGAUGCAGCUGGGGAUGCAGGUGGAGCUAAGUCCAGGAGAGCGGAGACACAGGACCCGCCCUGGCACUGAAUGCCCUGACUGCGGCCUCCUGGGCUUUCCUUCCUCCCCUGACCCUGGCCAUGACCUCGCAGGGACUCUCCUUUUCCCGGAACACCUGGCCUUUCCUGGAGCUCAGGAGGCUGAAUUCCUACAGCCUGCCCGCCUGCCAACAGCAGCUGUCCCAAGUGCUUGGCUCUUUACAGGACAGCCCCACUCCCCCUUGCUGAGCCGGCUCUCCAGCCUCUGGUCUAAGGUUUCUCAUCCUGUCAUCCACCCAUGAAGUGCCAAUCGAAGCACAUUGGUGGGGUCCCAAACCCAGCUCUGCAACCACCCCUGAGCAUGUCCCAAGUCCAGGGUGACAUCCAUGGUUAACAUGGGUGUCACAUGAGCAUCACGUGGGUGAUUCUCCUGAGACGGCCCCUGUGGCCCAUCCUUGGUUCUGGUCAGCACGCUGGUACCAGAACCGCCCACAUUCAGUAGGACACCCUUCUGCUCCUAAAACACCUCUCCCACCUCCACACCUGAGCCUCUGCCGCCCCCUCCAGAACCCCUUGGCUCCCAUCAGUUCGAUGUUGGUGGGAAGAUAGUGGACUGGUGCCCUCUCAGUCUGGGGUCACUGCCUCCUCAGUGCUCCUGGGUGACAAGUGGAUGGAACCUGGCCACCUCAAUGACCCCCCUGCCCACUGAAUUCAGAAUCUAAAUGAAUGCCUCUGCAACUCUGUUUCUGGAAUAGUCCACACAGGAUAAUCCAGGAAGGAAGUUCCCUGGUGGUCCAGUGGUUAGAAUCUGGUGCUCUCACUGUCAUGGCCUGAGUUAAAUUUCUAGUCCCAGAACUUAAAUCCUUCAAGCCGAUCAGUGUGGUCCAAGAAAAAGAGAGAAUGAUCUAGGGAACUUGAAAAAUGCAGAUUCCAUGUCUUCACCGUGAAUCCUCACUCUGGGUCUGAGGCCAGGAAUCUGCAUUUGAAUAAACUGGGUGGUUGAUGUGGGGGUGGGCGAUCUGCAAGUGACCAGGGCCAGCAGCUGCCGUCUCCGGUCUCUGUCUUCUGACUUGUGCGUCCCCUCCAUGUUCUCCACCCAGGGGCCAACCUCUUCCUGUAUUUACAGAGCCCAUUCACAGCCUGGGUGAGAGAGGUUCACCCCCAUGGCUGGAGUCACAUACCCACCAUUUCUUAAUGUGCCACCAGCCUCAGUGGGCCCACAGUGCUGCAAGAGCUGACCCAGGGGCAUGGAGCCCAGCGUGGUCACGACCAGGCCAGAAGGAGGAUGACAGCCCGGUGUCUUCAACCAGCCAGGGAUCUGGAUGUUCAAAGGCACCAGAAGCCAUCUGGGCCUCUGUCAGGACCCUUUCUAAGUAUGGGGAGGAGGAAACUUGUCUUCAAAAAGCUUAUCAGCCCUGAAGCAGGACAAUAAAAAUAACAGGAGAGAAACCCCUUCAUUUCCUCGGAGCAGUGAUGGAGCCCCAAGGCGAAGUUUGGUGGCAAGAACAUUACAGACCUGAAUCACUGUUUUACAGAAGAGGCUGGAAUCCAGCAUUGACGGGGGACAGGGUGGCUGAGGAUGAGCUGGGGGGCAACCAAGAGUUGGUUGGAGGCGCCCAGAGAGGGAUGUCCCAUGUGACAUCUGAGGCUCCUUUCGCUGCAACAACGGACACUUGUCCAGCCUCUCACAUGUCAUGAAGUCAGGUUCACAAAAAUGCCACAUGGUAUUGAAUUAUGUUUUUUAAAGAAUGGGAAGGAAAUGAUACAAAUUUUUAAAAUAUAAACACUUAAAACUUUUGUAUUUCAAAGGGCAACACCGGAAAAGUAAAAAGACAACCCACAGAAUGGGGACAAAAAGUUGCAAAUGAUUCAUGUGGUCAGGGCAUGGAGCCGGAAAACUUUUACUACUCUUGUGUGUGGUCGUGCACGCUCAAUGCUGUCUCCGUGGCCCCAUAGACUGUAGCCCCCCAGGCUCCUCUGUCCAUGGGGUUUUCCAGGCAAGAGUAUUGGAGAGGGUUGCCAUGUCCUCCUCCCAAGGAUCUUCCCUGACUCACAGAUUGAACCUGGUUUUCAGCAUUGCAGGCAGAUUCUUUACCACUGAGCUACUGGAGAAGCCUGGGGAAAGAGUCUAGUGGUACCUCAAAAAGUUAAAAACAAACUUAGGAAUUGCCUGAUGCUGGGCCGUGGAGGAUGAUGGCUUAGGGGUGCAGGAUGGUUUCUGGAGAUGAUAAAAGUGUUCUGAAAUUGAUGGUGGUGAUGGUUGAGUAGUACUGUGCAUUAAAUUAGGCCCUUUCCUGGGUGAAUUGUAUGAUAUGUGAAUUACAUCUCACUAAAACUCUAUAAAGAAAAGGGUUCAGUCCACAGUGAGACACGAAAUGCCUUUCAGGAGGUGGCCUUCCUGAGACAGAUGUGGAGGUGCCCAGUGUCACGUCUCAGGCAGCCAGAUCACUGGAAAUAUGACCUGGAAAUGAGGCGGGCUGAAGCAAGUGAAAGCCGCUCAGCCGUGUGACUCUUUGAGACACCAUGGACUAUGCAGUCCAUGGAACUGUCCGGGCCAUGAUAGUGGACUGGGUUCCUUUCUCCAGGGGGAUCUUUGGGACCCAGGGAUCAAACCCAGGUCUCCUGCAUUGCAGGCAGAUUCCCUACCCUCUGAGCCACCAGGGAAGCCCGAAGCCAAAGUAAGAGCGGCUCUAUUGUCUCCCUCCCACCCUGGAGUUCUGAGCUGGCUCAGGGAAGGAUCUGGACUUCCUGGGUGUGGGAAGGGACUUUCAGACAACUGAACUGGCUCCUAAGGGGCAGGGGAUGCCAGCUGGAGUCUGGUGGGCCCAAGAGAGACGUUCCCUGAGGAGCAGGAUUCCUAGGUUUUUCCCCAUGGGGUGCACACGGUGGCCCAUCAGGAGGCCGGUUCCUCUUCAAGGAUAUUAGACACUUAAUCGUGUUCCCCUAAAUUCACACAGUGAAAUCCUAACCACCAGCACCUGGAGGGGGGUCUUUACAGGGAAUCAAGUGAGCAUGAGGGCCUUAGGGUGGGCCCUAAUCCAUUAUGACUGGUGACCUUAGGAAAAUGGGGAAUUAGGAGACAGAUACUUGUCUAGGGAGGGCACCAUGUAGACCUGGAGACAGCUGUUUACACGCCUAGGAGAGAAGCCUGGAACACAUGCUUCCCUCAGGGCUCUCAGAGCAACCGCUGCCUGCUGACGCCUUGAUUUCAAUUUCUAGGCUCCACUGUGGGAGUUGCUGAGACCCGGGUCUGUGGCUCUUUGUUAUGGCAGCCCUGGGUCUCUAAGACAGAUGCCAGGCCAUGGCUGUGAGGGGCUGUGGUCUCAGGGAGAGGUGGGCCAGGCUGUGAGAGUCAAGCCCUGUGGGGCUGGCCAGGGCCAUGGAGACCCCUGCCAUGGUGACUGAGGCCCGGGGGCCCGAGCAGGCCUCAGGAGACCCUGGUCAGCGGGGCCCAGACGGCCAGCAAGGCUCCCUUCUGCCCCUUCUGAGGGACACAUCCUGUGGGUGAGGCACACAGGCCCGGCCCUGCCCUGGAUGCCAAGGCCCCGGGGAGAGUCUCCACCUCAGGGUUCCUGCAGGUCCUGUGCCUUCCUGAGGGUAGGGCAGCUCCAGAAGCUUCUCUGGAUGUGGAGUGGGGUGCAGUCUGUUCAAGGGCCCUGGUCGGCUCCCCCUGAAUCUUCCUCAAACUAUCAUAACAAGUCUGGACUUUACCCCGUCCCUCCCUGUGCUCGAUCCGAUUGUGAGGGGAGGUGGCCCAAGCUGGGUUCAGAGAUCCCAACCCAGGUCAGGGAGGAAGGGCCCUGACCCCUGGACCCUGAGUGUAAGGCACACGCCCUCCCCACCCCGCCUCUCAGACCUCUGGCCCCUUGUCAUCCCUUCCUUCGGACACCUGCCCUCCCCCCUCUGUUUCUGCUUCUAUUUCUGUCUCAGUUUCUGUCUCAAACACACCCAGCUGCCCCUGCCCCCUCCCCAGCAGGGCUCCACCCUCUCUGCCCCUCCCUGGCCAGCUCUUAAGUUGCUAGGGCUCAGCGGGCAGUGGGGCAGUGCUCAGCUGAAGCUCUGGCUGCAGGAUCUCAGGUGAGGGACUCUGGGGAGCCCAACGUGGGGGUGGGGAAGACCUGCAGUCUGAGGACCCUCCAGGGUGGUGGGCAAGCCCGCUUCUCUGAAGCACUUUCCCCUCCCCUCCUUCCUCCACCAGGUCCCUUCAGGAGGACUCUAAGCCACCAUGUGCUUCGCUAAGGGAGUCCCAUAUGACCAGGCUUCUCUGAGGUCCAUAAUGCGCAAACGGGUGGAUGAUUUCUGUGAUAAGAUGGGAAGUGAACCAGAAGAAGCACAGAUGGAGACAGCCCUAGCAGAGAUGGAGGAGUCCAGUCCCUUCCUUCCGGAAGCACGGCAAGAAGUACGAUGCAGAAUCCAGAGACCUUCAGUCUCUGCCUGUCCAGAAGUCCAGAAUCCACAAGAGAGCAUCUGGGCCAGAGCUCUGCGGUGGUUCGAAGGAAUUCUGCAGAGACUCAAGCAGCGGUGUUGGGAUGCGCUCACCUGGCUGCGGGAGAAGGCAGUACCCUGGCUGAAGGAGAAGGCAGAGGCCUUCCUGGAGGCCAUCUGCAGUGCGGUGAAGGCCGUCUGCGGAAUGCUGACGGAUUUCUGCUCCUCUGUGGGGCAGCUCUUCAGAAACCUCAUCCAGGUCUAGGAGCCCCAGGUGGUUCUGUAGGAACUCCACCUCAUCCAGAAGGCCCUGCACUAUCCCCUUCCCGGAAACCAUCUUCUGAAGUGACCUAACCCUCCUGCUCAUCCUUGAGCCAUCAUUUAACUGCCCUCACCUCCUGUCCUGCAGGGACGACUCCACAGCAUCAGGCCAGGUUUCCCUUCCCCAGGUCUGACCUGUCUGUCAGGGAUGGGGAUGCUCUGCUGACCCAGGGAUGUGGGAGGGGCUUGGAAGCCCAGAGGCCCCAAGGACCAAGGUGCCCUCCGUGGGUCAGCAUCCCUCAAUGUCUCUGCCUGUCGCUCCAGACCCUGUCAGAUGGAACGCUGAGCUGAUUUUCAGUGAGGGGACCCCUGAGGAUCGGCUGUGGGUCUCUCACGAGGAGGCAGUGGUGGACCCUGACCCUGACGUUAGCAUCUUAGUACCCUCAUCAUCCUAAGGGACCCAGCUUGCUGUCAGCUGAGGCCCCAGCAGGGCAGGAGACCUGGAGGAAGGCUCUCCCUGUCUCCUGGACCUGCGCCUUCCUGUCUGAGGAGGACAGCAGCCUGUCUGGGAGUGCCUUGUGGCAGAGCCCCAUUCCGGCCACACCCUUCCCCCUUCACUUCCAGGGGGUCCCUCUGACAGGCCUGACACUGGAAGGCCUACCUCUGGCCUGAGUUCCCUGCUGCAAGGAGCCACCCCACUGCCAGGCCCUGAGCAGCCUUGGCUUCCUGGCCCCGUCCCUGCCUCACCUCCCAUCAGUAUGCACAUCUCUCAGACUUUCCCUUGCGUUCUCCGGUGCCCAUGUGCUAAACCUGCACUUGACUAUUUCCUUUUUUCCUUUUUACAUAAUGACUUACAUCUGAUUUACUACUUCUCCCGGUGGUGAGGUUACUCCAUUGAUAUAAGUAGUAAGGUAUUUUUUGUUUAACGUUUAAUUUCUUCCCCAUUUCAAUUUCAAUAUGAGUUUGCUUUUUGUGGUUGUUGUUGUUUUUAGAUUAAAUCUUUUCUCCAUUUCAAUGUAAGGUACAUGAAAUACAUUUUCUAAACAUUUCCCCUCCCAAAGAAAUGUUUCAGUUUUUGACCAAUGAUAUUUGAUUUGUGCAUGUACAAUAUAAACUCGGGAGGUAACAGAACAAAAUCCAAUAAAAAUAUGGAGGAAAGAGUCCUCCAUGGUG